UAAAUAUAUGUAUAAAAGUAUUGUUUUUUCCUUAUUUAUUUGUAUUAUUUGCGUUUAACAACUCUUUUCACGAUUAGAUACUUUUCAAUUAGACAUUAAUGUAAUUGCGUUGUCUCUUUCGAUUUUAUAUAAAAUUACGCAUCAACGAGAGAAAUUAAUUACAAAUAAUAAUUAUUAAUUAUCUACAAAUUACUCUUGUUAAAAAUAUAUUUCUGAUAAAUUAUCAUUAAAUUUGACCAAAUUUCGAAAAUCCUUUUGAAUUAAAAUUACUACACAAAGAAUUGUACUGAGUAAAUAUAAAAAAAAACUUUAUCUCCGUCAAAUAAUUACAAUAUUUUACAGUUUAUUUUAGUGUGCAAAAACAAUAAGUAAUUAGAAAAAGAUAAUAGAAACUGCUAACGUUUCAAUAAUAAAUAUCAGUAUUAUUUAAAUUGAUUGUUAGAGACAGCGUAUGUAUUAUAUAUUUGCUCUAUAAUUAUUUCAUAAUAAUUGAAACGGAUAUGUAUAUCUCUCCUUGUAAUUUGUACAUAUUUAUUCGCUCUAAAUCUGCUCAAGCAAAUUUUCUUACACUGAGCGUCAACAAAUUUGUGUCUUGUUUCCUCAAUUCGUUUUCACAAAAUUGUCGAACAUUUGCAGAAAAAAAGAAAAGAAAAAUGGAUGUCGCGAGAUCAAAGAUUUGUAAAUUUGAAGACAUUCAGAAGUGUCAAACAUUCCACAGGAAUAGAGCGUAACCUAGCAGCUAAAUUGCUUUCUUCUACGAAGAAAAGAUUUCGAGCAUGCAAAAGGCUGCGAGGUUGAGGACGCAGAAUUAUGUCGAAGAGGAGAGACGAGCGUACUUCCCUGUACGCAUACUUAUUUAUAAUAGCGUUAAACUUCCUUAUGCUCCAGUUUGAACAUUUCUGAACGUUUUGUCGUGAGCGGCCAGCAAUGUUGAGUUCUGGAGUGUGGUGUGUAAAUAUACAUAUAUGUACUGAGCGAUAAUUAAUAACGACAAUUGUAACUGAGACGAGAGUAAUGAUAUGUAAGACGAUCAAUGUAUAUGUGUGUGUAUACGGGUGCGUGUGUGUGCGCGCGUGUGCGAGUUGCGUGUGUCCGCAGAGCGAGAACAAAAACGACUACCAGUGUCAUAAUGUUACUUUACAAAGCAUGAUCCCUUCUUGAUCGUAAAUCCCUAAUGAAAGUCCUCCACUACUGCGACACGCACUUGUUUUUAUUGUUUCAUUCACAACGAACUGUGAGAAUGAAUCGCCCAUAUUUCUUACGAGAAUUGUUAACAUGUUAGUUAUUGGCACACAAUGUCAAUAGAAUUGUCUCACUCCACUUCCCCUAAUCCGAAAUGAAAUUUCACGUUUACUUCUUUCAAUACUUCCCUCGCUAAGGAUCUUGAGAUUCGAAUUUUUCUCGGCAUUGGAAAUAGAGAUUCUGGAAUAUUGGAACUUCAAGAAAGCGGACUUCAUUGUUAAAUGUUGUGAAUUAUUGGAUCGAUUUUGAAUUCUUGGAUCUCGGGAAUCCUUAGAGGUACGAAUUCUUCAACUUUUAAAUCCUUGCAAUCUUCUUGAGUCGUAAUCCUUUAUCUUAAAAUUUCAUAAACUAUCGAUUUUUUAGAAUGUUUUAAUUGCUGUUCUAGAUUGUUUUAUCAUGUUAUAUCUUGUGAUCCUCUUCAAGUUCUGGAGGUCCUCAUAUUAAUGUAUCCUCGUCCCUUAAGAACAGACCUUUCAUGAAACCUGACUGAUUUAUUAUAAGUUUUAUAGCCGAUUUUCAACGAAUCACUUAGCCACGUAAUUUUGAGAAGCGCCUCGUACACGAUCCGAUUAAUUGCAAAAACGAAUAGUAAAGCUCUUUUCUUGCGUAAUAAUUUAAUAAUCUGUAGCGAUUUUGAAAAAGUAGAACAUUGUAGUUCAGCAUGUUGUUAAGAUUCACGAUUGAUUGUGAACUAAUAUAUUUUAUUUUUCAUUUCACAAAUAUUUUGAAUUUUGAAACUUUUUUUGAUAACCAAUCGCGUAGUUUUACUAUUGCUUUUACCGGAUCGUGUGUGAUUUGAGUCAUGUACAUGUUUCUAUUGAUUUUGAGAUUAUUGCUCAGAAAAUAAAAAAAGAGAAAUCGAUCGAAACGAUGGAAAUAGUAAGCGAUAAGAGUGAUAGUGAUGAUGGCAAUGAUGAAGGUAUAUGCAAAAUGGCAGCUUUUUAAUAUGUCAAAAAGUAUUGUCAACAAAUACUCUUAAACGUUUUAAUUAAAAGUAAUUCGUACGAUAUAUAAGAUCACAAAGUUUUAAGUCUGUUUUUUUACUCUUUACCUGCUUCUUGGUUGCUUGGAUACAAUUGUGUAAUCAAUAUAUUUUAUAGCGUUCAGUUAUAUCAAUAUAUAACUGAAUAGAUAGGUAGUGAGGUUCCAUUUAUAAAGACAUAAAAUAAGUUGAAUUAACCGAAAAUUAUACGAGAAACUUUAAACUUCGAUAAUUAUGCCUGCAAUAAUUAUAAAGGAUUAUCAGUGGCGACAGACAGAAAAAAAAAUUAUCAUUUACGUGCCACUGAAAGGCUGUCCUAAAAAUGUGGAUUUAUUUGUCAUGGACAAUUACGUAAAGAUUAGCUUUCCGCCUUUUCUUUUGGAAUUGUUUCUCUGGGGAAAUGUACUUGAAGAAGAAAGCAAAUGUACUUUAGCAGAUACCGAAGCUAUUUUCUCUUUACAAAAAGCGAUUAUUGCUUCCGAUUGGCCAAGUCUUGAGAUGGAAAGCAUUAGCAAAGAGAAAAAACAUGAUCAUAGAAAUCGAAUUUUAGAAAAGAUGCAAAAUGUUUUGGAAAGUCGCGCAAAAUCUAAAAGUGAAAAACGUGAACUAUUGCAAAAAGAAGCGGUAAAAGUGCAGAUUAAUUUGGAUACCAAUACAUUAAAUAAAAUAGAAUCCUUGAGAGAUUCAAAUCGAAAAGCUGCAAUGCAAAACUUCGAAGAAUGGCGGUCGAAAGCAGAAGAACCAAUAUUUCAAAAUAUCUGUGGGAAAGUACAAAAGAAUAGAAAAGAGUACAGGCCUGCACUUAAGUGGUUUAAAGAUGAACUCGGUAUCUUAAAAUCUUAUGAAAUCGACACAAAAAACUUAAAUAAAAACAUAGAAGAAAACCGACAUGAAAAUUCAAUUAAAAAAUUAAAAAAAGAAUCAAGUGACAAAAAUCUAAACAAAGAAUUAAUUGUUGAAAAUAUGAAAGAAGAGUCAAAUAUCGAAAAAACUUUGAAAGAAACUUCGCUUAUUGAAAAAAAUGUAAAAUCAGUAUCAAAUACUGAAGAAAAACUAAAAACGGAAUCAAUUGUUAAAGAAAGUCCAAGAAAAGAAUCGAUUAAUAAAGUGAAUUUGAUAGAAAAGGCAGUUUUUAAUAAAAAUAUACACGAAAGAGUAAAUUGUUCAAACGUAAAAAAAAAUAUUUUAAGCGAGAGUUUUAACUCCGAAGAAACGUUUUGCAAUUUCGAAGAUUCCGAAUCGAAUUGCAGUUCAGAUUCUGAUCAAACGCCUAAUAAAUCAUCAAGUCCUUUAAUUAAGGAAAUGACGAAAAAAUUGUCACGGAAAUGUUACUUGACGAUGAAGAAAGAGAAGUCCGACCACGAUUUAAUUGAUAGAAUAUUGAAGAAUCGAUACUCCAGAAUGAGCCAAAUAUUCGAUGAACCUGCAAAAUCAGUUCCGCUUCCUAGAAGAAAUGGAACUAUUAAUAUAACAUUUUCUGAGAGGGUCUUUCCUACUCCAGCGAGAGAAAGUGUUUACGCCGAAGAACAAGAAUGGCUUGCCAAACAAGCAGAAGCUAGAAGAAAGACUGGAUUUGUCGACAAAGAUCUUCGUCUUGAAGAGCAAGAUCCUCAGUGGUUGAAGGAUAAGGGCGACGAUUUCUUCAAAGCAGGAAAUUAUUUAGCCGCUAUCAGCGCAUAUUCUCACGGGAUAAAAAUCAGCGACAAAAUGGCAGCGCUCUAUUUGAACAGAUCUGCUGCGCAUUACGCUAUUGGAAAUUAUUACAGGUGUAUUGAUGAUUGUUCUAAGGUAUUAGAACUGAUUGAACCGAAAUGCGAAAGUAACAGAGUGUCGCGAGCAAGAUGUUAUGCUCGUCGAGGUGCUGCGCUUUGUAAAUUAUCCGCGCCGCAACACGGAAUUCCCGAAUUGGAAGCUGCUCUCAAGUUAGAUCCAACUAACGAAAGUAUCAAAUCCGAUCUCGAAGCCGCUAAACAAUACUUUAACAUAAAGAACUAAAAAGAAAAGAAAAAAUAUCGAUGAGGAUAUAUAGGAGAAAGUCUUUAAGUUCUUCAAGAUGAAAAAAUCUUUGGAUUCUGAGAUAUAUAAUAUAUCACUUAUAUCUGCGCGUG
Pseudomyrmex gracilis is the source of this 4332-nucleotide messenger RNA. Its product is annotated as dyslexia susceptibility 1 candidate gene 1 protein homolog. The record is from RefSeq and is a predicted model, not a curated record. Gene Ontology annotation, molecular function: protein binding. Gene Ontology annotation, biological process: cilium movement; inner dynein arm assembly; outer dynein arm assembly. NCBI's taxonomy places the organism in Eukaryota, Metazoa, Arthropoda, Insecta, Hymenoptera, Formicidae. Bases 2459 to 4219 code for a protein of 586 amino acids. The transcript is spliced from 8 exons.